AUGUCGCAACGAAUCAAGACCGCCGCCGUGGAUAUUGUGCAUAUUACCAGUGGCCGAAUUGCCUCCGGCAUGCUCUCCCACGAGCCCAUCUGGUACCGGGCCAUGGCUGCCAACAUGCCCACCACUGUCUACCAGCACAAACCCCAUUUUGAGAAGCUGGCCCGAAUCGCCCAGCGGGAGUCUGAAAAGCUCAACGAGUUUAUCAAGACGCGGUCCAAGCCGGUGCGGGUGCGAACCCGGCAUCUGUAUGAGCCCGUGCACCUCAAGUUCAUGGAGGAUGAGAUCCGAGAGAUUUUCUACAAGCAGCAUCCCUGGGAGCUGGCGCGACCCAAGCUGAUUGUGGAGAACAGCGGUGACGAUCACGUGACCCAGGACUGGUCCAAGAUGUACCAGGCCAACAAGAAGCUCGACGGUGAGUCUGUGGUUCAGCGAACCAUUUAUCUUCUGGGUGAGAAGAAGACCCACGACCAGAAGGCUCUUCUGGAGGCCUACGACAAGGCUCGAUUCGAGUUUUACAAGCUGCGAAUGGCUGAAGAUGUGCAGAACGUCACUGCCGCCGAGGAGGCUGAUAUGUUUGGAGCCUGCUUCUCUACCUCGUCGGUGGAGCGAAACCUGUUCCAUGAGCAGAAGCGAAUUGAGGAUUGGAAGGAGAAGGCCGUGGAGAUGACGUUGGAUAUGGGUGCCAAGUAA
Molecule: messenger RNA, 690 nt
Organism: Yarrowia lipolytica CLIB122
Lineage: Eukaryota; Fungi; Ascomycota; Dipodascomycetes; Dipodascales
Product: mitochondrial 37S ribosomal protein mS23
Cellular component (GO): mitochondrial small ribosomal subunit
Molecular function (GO): structural constituent of ribosome
Source: RefSeq, a predicted model, not a curated record